UUGGGUAACCUGGCACGUUUUGCCGCUUUCAAGAUUGGGGUUAGGAGUUUGUAUCGCAGCGCUGGUAGUAAAGUUGUUUUCUUUAAUUUACCACUACCGUUAAAUUUUACAAUGCAUAAUCUAGAAUUUUCUAAAAACUCCCCUCUUAAAAUAGGGACUCACAAUCAAGUUUUUCAUUGUGACGAAGUUUUAGCUUGUUAUAUGUUAUUGCAACUCAAAGAAUUUUCUAAUAGUAUAAUUGUUAGAACAAGAGAUGAAUCGCUUCUUAAAGACUGUGAUAUUGUAGUAGAUGUAGGUGGUGUUUAUGAUAAGACUAUUCACAGAUACGACCAUCACCAGCGCGAAUUCAAAGAAACUUUUAGUUCGCUGCGACCAGAAUUUGGCCAACAGUGGACUGUGCGUUUGAGUUCUGCUGGAUUAAUUUAUGUGCAUUUUGGAGAGGAAAUAAUAAAUUCAAUCUAUAAAAAAAACACAGGUGGCAGUUUGUCCGAAGAAGCUUUAAAAGUAAUAUAUCUUAAGGUAUAUGAGAAUUUUAUUCAAGAAAUUGAUGGCAUCGAUAAUGGAGUUCCAAUGUAUGCAGGAGAACCACUUUAUACAAUAUCUACAAACUUAAGCUAUCGGGUUGCUAAUUUCAACCCAACCUGGAACUCAACGGAAAAUAUUCCUGAAGAUGAAUUAUUUAAAAAUGCUAUGGCAUAUGCGGGAAAGGAACUGGAAGAUCGGAUUUUGUAUUACACAAAUUCCUGGUGGCCCGCACGCAAAUUAGUAGAAGAUUGUUUACUUGAAAGAUCUCAAAUUGAUCCCUCUGGACAAAUUAUGGAACUUAGGCCAAUUCCUUGGAAAGAUCAUUUAUUUGAUUUAGAGAAAGAGCAAAAAAUUGAAGGAGUUUUAAAAUAUGUAAUAUUUCAAAGUAAUGAUAAUUGGAGAGUUCAGGCUGUACCUGUGCAACCAAAAAGUUUUGUUUUGAGAAAACCUCUUCACCCAAAAUGGUGGGGAGUUAGAAAUGAUAAAUUGGAAGAAAUUUCUGGAAUCCCUGAUACUGUCUUUUGUCAUGCUAGUGGAUUUAUAGGUGGAAAUAAAACUAGAGAAGGAGCUUUAAAAAUGGCAUUAGAAAGUCUAGCGGCUUCCUAAAAAAUUAU
This is a messenger RNA of Ctenocephalides felis (cat flea), 1139 nucleotides long. RefSeq names its product UPF0160 protein MYG1, mitochondrial-like. The record is from RefSeq and is a predicted model, not a curated record. Gene Ontology annotation, cellular component: cytoplasm; nucleus. Lineage: Eukaryota; Metazoa; Arthropoda; Insecta; Siphonaptera; Pulicidae.